Schistosoma haematobium is the source of this 705-nucleotide messenger RNA. RefSeq lists its product as uncharacterized. The transcript has a single exon. Lineage: Eukaryota; Metazoa; Platyhelminthes; Trematoda; Strigeidida; Schistosomatidae. The record is from RefSeq and is a predicted model, not a curated record. The coding region runs from base 1 to 705 and encodes 234 amino acids.
AUGACAUUUUCCGAUCAAUUACAGAUUCUACUUGAGCAACAACAGCAGUGUUUCAAAAAUAGCCAGUUACGUUUUUUAGAAAAUUUACGCACACGGUUGAUGAAUCUCCCAUGUUUCGGAGAUGCGACAGAAGUUGGUAAGUUCAUUUCUCAUCUGCAUACUGAGCUGGAAAAUAGCUGCAGAACAUAUGAAGCUGUCUAUAAAAGCCUCUGUGAAUCUCGGACGAGCAGUAAUAUAAACGAGACAGUCAUUCAUGACCCGCCCAGUUGUCCAGAAAUGUCCAAUUCAGAAACAUUCCCUGUCGUGGGUUCAAAUCCCACUGUUCCUGAAACAUGUACAGACAGUGAUGUACCCAGUUCACAGGAAGAAGAUCUCUUAUUAAAUGCUCAUAAAUUAAUUGCAGUACCCGCCCACAAGGAAACAGGAAACAAAUCAUGCAGUAUACUGAGUCCAGCUGUUCCAAAUGGUCCUCAUCAUUCAACAACAGGAGAUUCUGAUGAAUCUUAUUAUCUAGAUCCUCUUGUACCAGCAAACGUGUUAGAUGCAUCAAUCGAUGAUCAGAAAUCUAAUACAAUUUUGAUAGAUGUUGAUUAUCCCAGUGAUCAACUAUCUACAAAUGAGGUUUUCAAGGAAUCCCAUGACAAUGUUCCAGAAGAAUCAAACGUUGAUGACCUCAUAUCAAGCGAUGUUAUCCCCACUAUCUAA